GGAAUUAAACAUGUCGGUUUUCACUUUUAGGAACAGAUCGACUUGACUUGAUCAAUAAAACGUUUUCAAAUUCCGCGUUAGGUUGCUGAGCAAACUGUAAACAUCAAGAUUGAAAUGGAUUUUAUGGUUCAUGGUUCGCCAACACCAAGAAAUCAUGAGCGAGCUAUUCCAGGAAGUGCACGGAAUCGACCUGGGAGUGGAAGGCCGCCCAGUGCAAAGCCAACAGUAAACAGAAAUCCCAUCACUGGAGAGGAGAAACCUAUAAGUAAACCAGAAGAUAAACCCCCCAGUAGACCAGACAGCAGGCCAGCAGGGGUACCUGCUUUGAAUUUGAAGGCUUUCCAGCAUGAAGAGUAUACAGUGUCCAAACCAGUAGAAAUGAUAGACUAUCCAGACACAGGGAGGUCUGGGGUGUCUACUAUAAGUUGGGGUACCCCUUGUUCAACAGCCAGAAAUAACAUGGACAGACCUUCCAGCAGAACAGCACAUAAGAGCAGCAAGAGUGUACGACCUGACAGUGUUCCUGGUUUGUACUUUGGAUACACUGACGACAACAAACAGAAAGCAAAAGUACACAAGGAAAAACAGGUAUUGUAGGUCAAGAGAUUUUAGCCAGCAG
Molecule: messenger RNA, 619 nt
Organism: Saccostrea cuccullata (small rock oyster)
Lineage: Eukaryota; Metazoa; Mollusca; Bivalvia; Ostreida; Ostreidae
Exons: 6
Coding region: 115-597 (160 amino acids)
Source: RefSeq, a predicted model, not a curated record